Molecule: messenger RNA, 3437 nt
Organism: Panicum hallii
Lineage: Eukaryota; Viridiplantae; Streptophyta; Magnoliopsida; Poales; Poaceae
Product: splicing factor-like protein 1
Exons: 2
Coding region: 72-2243 (723 amino acids)
Biological process (GO): regulation of mRNA splicing, via spliceosome
Cellular component (GO): nucleus
Molecular function (GO): zinc ion binding; mRNA binding
Source: RefSeq, a predicted model, not a curated record
ACCCCCUCCCUCCCCUCCCCAACCAACGAGUCCAACAAGUCGACACGCCUCUCCCCUCCGCAGCCGCAGCCAUGGCGUCCGCCGAAACCCUAGCACGCUCCCCCUCCUCCGACCCGCCCCGCGCCGCCUCGUCGGAGCCCCCGCGCGACGCCUCCUCCGAGCCCCACGGCUCCGGCGCCGGGGACUCCUCCUCCCGCCGCCGUCGCCGCAGCCGCUGGGAGCAUUCCAACGACGACUCCGCCGCCAACAACUCCGGCGGUGAGGGCGGGGCCGGGGGCCGGAAGCGCAAGACGCGGUGGGCCGAGGAGGAGCCGCGCCCGGCCAUCGCGCUCCCGGACUUCAUGAAGGACUUCGCCGCCGAGAUGGACCCCGAGGUGCACGCCCUCAACGCGCGCCUCCUCGAGAUCUCGCGCCUGCUGCAGUCGGGCCUCCCGCUCGACGACCGCCCCGAGGGCGCGCGCUCGCCGUCGCCCGAGCCCGUCUACGACAACCUCGGCAUCCGCAUCAACACCCGCGAGUACCGCGCCCGGGAGCGCCUCAACCGCGAGAGGCAGGAGAUCAUCUCCCAGCUCAUCCGCCGCAACCCCGCCUUCAAGCCACCGUCCGACUACCGCCCGCCCAAGCUCCAGAAGAAGCUCUACAUCCCUAUGAAGGAGUACCCGGGGUACAAUUUCAUUGGGCUCAUCAUCGGCCCGCGCGGCAACACGCAGAAGCGGAUGGAGAAGGAGACUGGUGCCAAGAUCGUCAUCAGGGGGAAGGGUAGUGUCAAGGAAGGGAAGCUGUUGCAGAAGAGGGACCUCAAGCCGGAUCCCAGCGAGAAUGAGGACCUCCAUGUGCUUGUUGAGGCUGAGACUCAGGACGCGUUGGAUGCGGCUGCUGGGAUGGUGGAGAAGCUGCUGACCCCAGUGGAUGAGGUGCUGAACGAGCACAAGCGGCAGCAGCUCCGGGAGCUUGCGGCGCUCAAUGGGACAAUUAGGGACGAUGAGUUUUGUAGGACAUGUGGGGAGCCUGGUCACCGGCAGUAUGCUUGCCCCAAUAAGAUGACCACGUUUAAGAGUGAUGUGCAGUGCAAGAUCUGUGGUGAUGGUGGGCACCCGACAAUUGAUUGUCCGGUCAAGGGCAUGGCUGGGAAGAAGAUGGAUGAUGAAUACCAGAACUUCCUGGCUGAGCUUGGUGGUGGGAGUGCACCCGAGUCCAUGACAAAAUCUGGUGGUCCGAUGUUGGCCCUUACAGGAAGUGGUGGUAGCAGUGGCGCUUCUGCUGGUAGUGGGAGUAACCCGCCUUGGUCUGCUGGUGGUGGUGCGGCUGCCACUGGGGCCAAUGGUAUCAAGAAAGACUACGACGAGACAAAUCUGUAUAUUGGGUACUUACCACCUACAAUGGAUGAUGCAGGCCUGAUCAGUCUGUUUUCACAAUUUGGGGAUAUUGUUAUGGCUAAGGUGAUCAAGGAUCGAAACACUGGGCAUAGCAAAGGAUAUGGAUUUGUCAAGUAUUCAGACGUUUCACAGGCUAAUGCAGCGAUUGCUGCAAUGAAUGGUCACCAUCUGGAAGGCAGAGUUAUUGCAGUUAGAGUUGCAGGCAAGCCUCCACAGUCAGCGCCGCCAGUGUCAGCACCACCAUCAUAUCCUCCUACAGAUCCUGCUUCUGGUGGCUAUUCCUCCCAAUCCUACAUGGGAGCACCACCACCACCUCCUCCACCAGGGAGUUAUGCUCCAGUUCCAUGGGGGAACCCACCACCAUAUGCUUCAUAUCCUCCGCCACCACCAGGCUCUAGCGUCUACAAUCCUGCACCCCCUGCACCAGGUCAUACAGCCCCACCUCCAUAUGGUGUGCAGUAUCCACCUCCACCACCGCCCCCAGCAGCUCCGAUCCCUCCACCAGGAACUGCUCCAUCAAGUGAUGCAGCUCAGAAUUAUCCCCCUGGCAUAACACCACCGAGUUCUGGUGCACCCACUCACCCUGCCCCAACUCCAGUGUAUGCAUCCUCCGGCACACCAAAUGCACCACCAAUGUACCCUCCACCAUCAUAUAGUUAUUCCCCAUACUAUCCUACAUAUCAGCCACCGCCUCCACCACCACCACCAGCAGCUAGUGUCGAUCCCUCUCAGAGUAUUGCAACUGCACCUUGGGCCACCCACAAUGCAGCACCGCCACCACCGCCACCUUUGUCCUCCACCACCAACCAGCCAGCUUCCUAUGGUGCUGAUGCAGAGUAUGACAAGUUUAUGUCAGAGAUGAAGUGAUAUGAGCCAAGCUUGGGUGAUUCUUCGCUCAACAAAGGGCAAAAGGCUUGAUCUUUCUUGGAGCUUAUACCGACCUGAUUUAUUUCUUGUUGGAAGUUUGGGACUCACAUCUUAACCUUGCUGUGUGCUGUUGUGACCAUUGCAGAGGUUGCAUGCUUAAGAAAGCAUGAAGCAUUACUGGCUCAGCAGGCAUCGGAAUAUUUGCUAGUUCCUUCUGGAACUGUUUUAAGGAACCUUUUACUAAUGUUUUUGUUAUGAUAUUUCUUGUCAUUAUUUGGGAUUACCUUGUGAUGUUACUUAAUGCUCUAUUGUUUGAUGACCCUUAUAAGUGUUAUUCUCACUCUAUUGUUCAUAUAUUUCGUUCUUCCCUUCAUUUGGUAAGUGCUAGCAAUCCUCAAUAUCAGGAGGAGAAAAGCUUGCUGCCCCUUGCUGGUUGGUAUAUGAGUAUAUGACUUUGAAAUGCAUGUUUGGCAUCUGAUGAAUCUAUCAAGAUUUCUAUCUUACGUCUUUGCCUAAGUUGUUUGGCAGUUUUUGUGACAGAUUGGCACAGGCAGCCUGAGUUUUUAGUGCUUGAUGAAUAUCAGGUAUAAUGGAGAUGGUGUGAAUUGUUCUGUUGAACCUAACACUUAUAAUUUGUUUUCUUCUUACAUUUCCAACUGACAAAUGCAGUACUGAUUUUCUUACUGUUGGUAGUUGAUGUGUGCAUUAGGCUAUCAAAGCAUUACAUACCAUGCUGGAAAUCUUCGGCGCAGAACUUACAGAUAUAUAUUUUUUAUAUUGCUAAUAUUCUUAACAUUGUUGAAAUUUCUGUUUGUGGUUCAAGUAGGACAUGCCGGCAUGCAGGAUUUAGUCUGGACUGUGCUCAAGUGCAUAUUAUUCAUCUGAAGCUUUGGAUGGUAGUUAGCUGAGAUUAGGUUUUUCAUGAUGUAUUGGAAGGAAGUAGGAUAUUAUUAUAUUAUAUUCUUAUCCUAGUCAAAGGAUGUGAUAGUCAGUCAUCACAAUUAGCAUUAGCUACCAAUAUCACGUUGCAGUUAUGCCAUCUAGCUGGCAUUGCUCCAUAGUUUUGUAGGUGUUAUCUGCUCUAUUUUCCCAUGUCUUUUCAAAGCUUUUUUUCCCAGUGUGCUGUAGACGGAAAGAUGUGUAAGGAUUAAUGGUACAGUUUUUUAUUUUCUAUUUGCUACCUUUAUCCUUUCC